Podospora anserina S mat+ is the source of this 666-nucleotide messenger RNA. RefSeq lists its product as uncharacterized. Lineage: Eukaryota; Fungi; Ascomycota; Sordariomycetes; Sordariales; Podosporaceae. The record is from RefSeq and is a predicted model, not a curated record. The transcript has a single exon. Bases 1 to 666 code for a protein of 221 amino acids.
AUGAAGUUUUCCACCCCCCUCGCUCUCCUCGCCGUCGCUGCCGUCGACGCCGCUGUUGUCCAGGAGGACAAGCGCUGGUGCAACACCGAGGGCCAGGCCUGCAACACCGUUGCCCGCGCCGCCGAGGCUUUCACCAACGCCAUCAAGGCCUCCGGCGUCGUUGCCCGUGACGACUCCGCCGCCGCUCAGGUCGCCGCCCGCCAGGUCGACCAGCUCGCCCUCGCCAUCUCCGCCUCCCAGGCCGACCCCAUCACCUUCUACACCGCCCUCGGCCUCGGUGACCAGUUCACCCUCGAGGAGAAGCCCCACGCCGAGAAGCGCGAGGCCGCCCCCCAGUGGUGCCUCCGCUUCGUCGGCCAGUCCUGCUGGAAGCGCAACGCCGCCCCCGAGGACGUCAAGCGGUGCACCGCCGAGGACGGCGCCUGCACCAAGGCCAAGCGCGCCGCCGAGGCCGUCAUCAACGCCAUCGAGGCUUCCGCCGACAACCUCGCCAAGCGUGAGGCCGCCCCCCAGUGGUGCCUCCGUUUCGUCGGCCAGUCCUGCUGGAAGCGCAACGCCGCCCCCGAGGCUGCCUGCAACGCCCCCGACGGCGCCUGCACCAAGGCCACCCGCGACAUCCACGCCAUGUACAACGCUGCCCGCCACAUCAUCGAUGCCUCCGCUUAA